Pediculus humanus corporis (human body louse) is the source of this 585-nucleotide messenger RNA. RefSeq lists its product as uncharacterized. The coding region runs from base 1 to 585 and encodes 194 amino acids. The record is from RefSeq and is a predicted model, not a curated record. Lineage: Eukaryota; Metazoa; Arthropoda; Insecta; Psocodea; Pediculidae. The transcript has a single exon.
AUGUACCCGGGAAAAUUAUUAUUAUUAUUAUUAUUAUUAUUAUAUUAUUUAGACUUUCGCGGCAUUCUACUCUACAAUUUUUACUUAAAUUUUUUGGGUUAUUACAAACACAAUAAUAAAGUGUUCCUACCCUACAUAAAGGGAGUCACAGACAAAAUAGCCAAAUUGCUAACCAAAAGGAACAUCUCCACAGUGUUCCUUCCCACUGCAAAAAUCGCCAACUUAUUAAACAACCCAAAAGACAUCCUCCCACCUACAGAUUACCCAGGAAUAUACAAAAUCCCAUGCCACUGUGGAAAAGUCUAUAUUGGCAUGACAUCCCGCUCAGUUCGUGCUAGAACAAAGGAGCACGAACGUCAUUUAAGGCUAAACCAACCGGACAAAUCAGCGGUGGCGGAACACGCCAUCGCUGAAAAACAUAACAUUGAUUUUCAAAAAACAUCAGUACUGAUAAAGAACCCCGAUCCCUCACAUCUACCAUUUCUGGAGGCCAUAGAGAUCCUGAAACACCCGUUAAAUUUCAACAGGGACUCCGGGACACAACUCAAUCCCAUAUGGUCCCCCCUCUUAAAAAUAACGAACUAA